Molecule: messenger RNA, 1124 nt
Organism: Tarenaya hassleriana
Lineage: Eukaryota; Viridiplantae; Streptophyta; Magnoliopsida; Brassicales; Cleomaceae
Product: derlin-2.2-like
Exons: 6
Coding region: 203-937 (244 amino acids)
Biological process (GO): endoplasmic reticulum unfolded protein response
Cellular component (GO): endoplasmic reticulum membrane; Hrd1p ubiquitin ligase ERAD-L complex
Molecular function (GO): misfolded protein binding; ubiquitin-specific protease binding
Source: RefSeq, a predicted model, not a curated record
AUAUAUAAACACACCUAUCUGAAUCUACAUCUCUAUACGUGCCCGUGAGGAUAUUAGACGGAUUCUUCGUUUCGCUGUCCUUCAUCCGAAGUUUAUGUGAGCAGAUUUUCAUCUGCUUCUUGAGAUUUGUGUUUCUGGGUUUCGUGAAAAUUCUCCGGGUGAAUUGUUGUAUGAUUGGAUCGAUUCCGGUGGAGACGAAAACAUGGCUCAGGCCGUAGAAGAAUGGUACAAACAGAUGCCGAUAAUCACUCGCUCGUACCUCACGGCAGCUGUCGUCACCACCGUCGGUUGUUCGCUCGAGAUUAUAUCUCCAUAUAACCUCUACUUGAAUCCUACGCUUGUGGUGAAGCAAUACCAGUUUUGGCGCCUCAUUACAAAUUUCUUGUAUUUCCGGAAGAUGGAUUUGGACUUCAUGUUCCAUAUGUUCUUUCUCGCUCGGUACUGCAAGCUCCUUGAAGAGAACUCCUUUAGGGGAAGGACAGCGGAUUUCUUCUACAUGCUCUUGUUUGGGGCAACUGUUCUAACCGGUAUUGUCCUCGUUGGGGGAAUGAUACCGUAUUUGUCGGCCUCCUUUGCUAAAAUCAUCUUCCUCAGCAAUUCGUUGACGUUCAUGAUGGUCUAUGUAUGGAGCAAGCAAAAUCCGUAUAUCCACAUGAGUUUCCUCGGGCUGUUCACUUUUACAGCAGCCUAUCUACCAUGGGUUCUUCUUGGGUUCUCUAUCCUCGUCGGUGCCAGUGCAUGGGUGGACCUUCUGGGUAUGAUAGCGGGUCACGGGUACUACUUCCUGGCAGAUGUGUACCCGCGAAUGACGGGUCGCCGUCCCUUACAGACUCCAUCUCUGAUCAAAGCCCUAUUCGCAGAUGAACCGGUAGUGGUGGCUCGACCGGAAAACGUGAGGUUUGCUCCGCCACCUGCAGAGGAAAUCCACCAGGACUGAAACCGGUCUUAUAAAAAUUAUCUUUGGUGACCGUGCUCGGUAAACAGUUUCGGUGUUCUUCGAGCAGAUGGUUCGUCUUGUCUGAACUCCGACAUUGCCUUAGUUGUGUGACUCGUUUCUCACGUUUUGGGUUUGAUGUUUAUUACUCUGUGGAUAUACGUUGGCAUGAAAGAAAGGUUUGUUUUUC